AUGUCGGAGGUGGCCUCGGGGCUCGCUCGGAGGGCGUACUGGUUGUGUGCUAAGCGUGGCUGUAACGCUUGGAAUUGGUGUGACAAGCGGUGGACGUGCAAGGCGUGCGGCACCAGUGCUCCCCCAUGGACGAAGGAGUACCGCUCCGACAAGGUUUCCCCUCGGGUGGACGCCGACGGGUUCGUGCAGCAGCCCAGGGGAAGAGCCGAGCAGCGCGCUGCGAGGCGCUCGGCCUCCCAGCGGGCCCUCUCAGGGAGCACCGCACCCAGCAGCGCCCCCAACAGCAGGGCACGGCGUGCGCGGCCCUUGGGAGAGGCCAAGUCUCAGUACGAAGGGCUCCAGGCGCAGCUCGAGGCGGCCAAGGAGCGUGUCGGCAGGCUCCAGGUGGCCGCGGCGCUCGGGCUCUCGGAGGUCUUCCAGCGGGAGGCGGAGGAGGCCCUCCAGCAGGGCAAGGACCAGGUCGCCGCCCUCGAGCGGUCCGUCCAGGAGGCCCAGAGGACGGAGCGCCCGCCCCACUCCGUUUUCCACAUCGAGGCCAACGCCAUCCAGAAGGUCGAGCGUCAGCUGGCCACAGCACGUACCAAGCGAGAGAAGCUCCAGCUGCAGGCGUCCGAGCUGCGUGAGCUCAUUGCGGAGAAGCAGGAGCAGCUUUCGGCGGCCGAGUUGGGAGUUGAUGAAGUCACUGGGCAUAUUGCUGAGCUGGAAGAGACCAGAGCCAAGGUCACGCAGCAGGCGAUCCAGAGGGCCAACGCGGCAGUCGGUGGCGUGGCGAGCCCGCUUGGGGACGCCGUCCAGGGGUUGCUCACUCAGGUUGGGGCCCUGUCGGACCUCCUCAAGCAGCACGGGGCAGAGCUGCCCCCCAGGUUCUCGGAGAUCGUCGAGAUUCUCAACACGCAGAAGGAAGCGGUCGCUGAUGUGCUCAGGCCCCGCAGCAGCUCGGCCAGGAAGCGCUGGGGCGACAGCGUUGGCGACGACGGCCUCGCGUCUGAGGACGACGACAUGCCGCUCGACAUCGUGUCCUCAGGUGGGCCCGCAGGGCCGACCGCGGCUGGGCCUCCAGCCCCACGGGCCAGGCCCGCGGACGGACCCUACGGGCCCGCAGCGGCCCGUGGCCAGCACGGAGCGACCCUGGGCGCGUGGCCCCAGGUGGAGCCCUGCCUCGCCAAGGCCCUCGCAGAGCAGGGGGCGGCCAUCUCGGACGGCGACCCCUUGGUGGCUGCGGCUGCUGAGGUUUGGAGUGGCAAGCCUGGACAGUACGCGGGCCCAGACGCUGGGGCAGGUGGAGGAGGCGCUGCGACGGCCGCUGGCGCGUCCGAGCCCCUCGCAGGCGGCGGGCGGCGCCGAAGGCCCCUGCCCGAAUCUGGCGCUGAGGAGCGCGCUGCUCGCGAGGCUGCCGUCAUCGGCAAGGCGCAGCUAGUUGACAGGGCAGGAGGCCAGCAGCUCCGAGCUGGCCUCGUCUUGCUCGGCUGCAAUGGCAAUACUUGGAGCAGGAGCAUUGAGGUCAUUGAAGCCUUCUUCAAGGCGUACGACUACUGGCCCGACGUUGUGGCGCUGCAGGAGACGAGGCUCCCGCAUGAGCGCCUGCCCAGUGCGGCCCCGCGGCCUGGGGCAGCGUUGACGGAGAAGCAGGGGCCCCAGGCGACCUCAGGCGGCGUGGCGCUCCUGGUGCGGGACGGCUUGCAGGCCGACGAGUCUGAGUACCCGCUGCCCUCGGCAUUGCGGCACCGCCUCAUCGGCGUGGAGGUGGCCGCCGCUUCUGGCCUUCGGCUCCUGGUGCUCGCUGGUUAUUUUCAGCACUCUCUGGGCCCUAGAGGCACCAACCUGGACAUGUUUUCGGCCAUCUCGGAGGUGACGGGCUCCUCUGCCGACAUCCCGUGGGUCCUCCAAGCGGACUUCAACAUGGAGCCCGAGCCCCUGGAGGAGUUGGGGUGGCCCGCGGCUGUGCGGGGGCACGUCCUCGGGCCCUCGGAGGCGACGUGCCGUGCCGAGGGCUGUGACCACCUCUACGACUGGUUCGUGGCUUCUGCGGCGCUGGCAGCCUGCACGGCCUCCUGCGCCACCACGCUCGAGGGCUUCGGUCUGCACCCUCAUCGCCCUGUCCUCCUUCGCCUACAGGAUGUUCGGGCGGAUGCGUUGGUGGAGGUUCCGUCCAGGCCCGCCCGCUUCCCCGAAGUGGCACCUGAGCGCCUUCGGGCGCACGAGGAAGCGGAGAUUAUGUGCUACUCGGUGGGCAAGAAGGGGCAAGUCACGCCCAGGGAUGUCUCGUGGUCCUGGGACGCAGGCUCCGCUCCGACCAACCUCUCUGUCGCCUUCAGCGAGUGGGCGGCAGCUGCUGAAGGCACCCUGGUCGGCAUCCACUGCAUCGGCCAGGCAGACUUGGCCCGUCAUCUCGGCAGGGGAGAAGGGCCUAGGCUGACCCUCAAGCCUCUCAGCGCCCUUGUCAGGCGAGAUGCUAGGUUCAGGUUCAGCCUCCUCACGCACCGCUUAAGAAGUUGCCUGGAUGUGGCCCUCCAGCGGGUGCGCGCGGAGAGGUCUGGCCGAUGGCACCCUCGGCAUGCGGACUGGUACGGGCACCAGGCCGAGCUCAGGGCGCAGCUCUUGCUGGAGGCGGUGCAGGAGGCGGACGACUCGGUCGGUCAGGCUCUCCCUGGUGCUGCUCCUGAUCGGCUGGGCGACCUGGUGUUCCAGGCGGGCGUCCUCGGCAGCCCUGAUGCAGUUCGGGACCUCCAAGGGCUGCUCAGUGCAUCGCAGCGCCGCGACGCGGCUCAAAGCGCCCAGGCCUGGCGCAACUGGGCCCAGACAGCGGUCGAGAAGGGCGGUCGCCUGGCCCACCGCUUCUCGAAGGCGACGCCCCCGCCGACGGUCAGGGACGCUGACUCGGGCAGGAGGCUUGUUGGGAUGGCAGCGAUUGGAGAGCUCACGAGUGUCUGGCAGAAGCUGUGGCUCCAGGACGGGUUUGCCAUGGGCGCAGGGGCCAGCAGCUGGGACGUUGGCGAGUGGCGGCUGCCCCCCAUCUCGCUGGAGCAGCUCCAGGCAGCCUGCAAACGCUACAGCCCCUCGGUGGGCCUCGGGUGCGACUCCCUGCACCCUCGGCAGAUCCUCCUUCUGCCCGUGGCGCUGCAGCAGCGCAUCCUGGACAUCCUGGCGGCCUACGACGAAGCCCCUGCAUCCAUCAACGGGCAGGUCUCCCUGAUGGUGUUCAUCCCGAAGGCAGAUGGUGGGGUAAGGCCCAUUGCGCUGCUGCCGCUGAUCCUGCGGCUCUGGUCGCGCCUCCGCCAACCGUGCUGUGCACGCUGGGAGGCUGACCACAACUUCCCCUUCUUCUGGGGACGUGACGGGCGGGACUGUGAGCGGGCUGGUUGGCUGCACAACUGUUUCGCGGGGUUCGCGAAGUCGAACUUGCAGUUCGAAGCCGCGAGCCUCUUCCUGGAUAUCAGCAAGUUCUACGAGCACGUGCGGCACGAUGUUCUCUGGGCGAAUGCUGUACGUUUCGGGUUCAACCUCAGGCUGCUGCGCGGCCUCCUCACCUCCUACCAGGCCCCGAGGAUGAUCCUCGCGGCGGGCAUGGCCUCCCCCGCCUUCGGCACUACUGGUACGGUGUUGGCUGGGUGUGCGUGUGCGACAGCAGUGGCGAAGCUCCCAGUACUGGGAGCCCUCCUGGCCGCGGGGGCGACGAGCCCUUUGGUCACGCCGAGGAAUGUUGUUGACGACAUCUCGCUCCAGGCGGUCGGUGCGGCCCGACUCGUGAAGCAGCAGAUGGUCGCCGCCAGUUGUGAGGUGGUCCGCCAGCUGCGUGAGCAGCACCUCCCUCUCAACGAGAGUAAGUCGGUCUUCCUGGCCUCGUCGCCGCAGCUCGCCAAGGAGCUCUCCGAGGCUUGGGCGGUACAGGGCUUGACCUUCAAGAGGGGACUUCAGGCGAGGAACCUCGGCACCGACGCCAACAUUACUCGUCGUGGAGUGCAUGAAGGAGCUGUGCGUGCGGGCGGCGGCCUUCGCCGAGGACGCAGGCUAGGGGUGCUUCGCUCAGCUGGCGCGGCGACCGAGAUGGUCCACCGUGCUGGGCCCACCGCGGCGAUGCUGUGGGGGCGCACUGUGACUGGUGUACCUGAUAGGGAGCUUCACUCGUGGCGCUUGGCGGCGGUGCGCUCGGCUGGGAAGUUCCCUAAGGGCGCCUCGCUCGGGCUGAGACUCAGAGUGGUGGAGGUCAUGAAGUCCAUCGACCUCGACCCGAGCCCCGCGCUGCUUCGUGCCGCGGUGCAGAUGGCGGCCAGUCUCCUCCAGUCGGGGGAGGUCCCGCAGCGUAUGUUCGAGACGGCCUUGCAGGAGGCAGUACAGAGGCACGCGGGAGCAGCAGCCCCAUGGGCGCACUGCCGCACGCCGGUGGAUGCCUUGGCCCUCUCGCUCUCCAGGGUGGGCUGGAGGCUCGUUCCAGGCACCCGCCUCGCCACCGACGACGGCCAUAUCCUGGACCUGCGCAUGAUGGGGCCGCGCGAGCUGGGCCUGCUGGCUGCGGCAGGGGCGCGGCGUGCGUCAGACAAGUCGGAGCUGGCCCGCCUUAGCCACGGUGCGCUCCCCCAGUCGCCCCUGUUCUGGGAGGCCUUCGCGGAGGUCCUCGGGCCUGGCAGCAAGCUCAGCCCCAGGGAGAAGGCGGCAGUGGUGAGUUUCCUUUCCAACGCCCACUGGCCCCAGACCCGUUUGCACUCGGCGGGAGAGAGGGAGCACGCUCGCUGCUGUGCUUGUGAGGCCCCCCGCGGCAGCCUCUGGCACAGGCUGUUCGAGUGUCCUGUACUUGCGGGGCCGAGGUCGGAUGCCAUGGCAGUCAUGUGGUGCAAUCGCCCCGCCGACGGCCUCCUCGGGGGACGGCUCUACCUGGACGGGUCGGCGCUCGACCCCGAGCACGAGAGCCUGCGGCGUGCAGGCUGGAGCAUUGUGCAGUGCGACUCCGACGGCAACAUGGAGUGCGCGGUGUACGGCAGCGUGCGCCAGGACCUCUGCCCGUUCCAGACGGCGAAGGACGGCGAGGAUUUCGCGGUCUGGAUGCUGUCACGCUUCCUGGGCCCGAGCGUUGACGAGAUCCUCAUCGAUUGUGCGUCCACGGUCAGCUGCCUCACGUUGGGCAAGAAGUACGCGACGGCAGCCAACAAGCCCAACGCCCAUCUCUGGGAGGGGAUCUACGCAUCGCUGGACGUGGACAUGCUCAAGGUGACCAAAGUGGCAGCCCACUGCACCGCCAGAGACGUGAUGGAUGGCAAGAUCACGGAGGCGGACCUCCGUGGCAACGGACAUGCAGACCGCUUGGCCAAGGCGGGGGCGGAGCUGCACCGUACCAGCCCUGUGGCCAGGCGCGAGCUCCUUGGCGCGAUGGAGGUGGUGAGGGAGCUCUCGUGCUGGGUGGCGCAAGCCUCCCUCAUCUGGCAGGGGAUCGAGGUCAAGGACUGCGAGGGCCUCCCCGAGGGCAGCGAGCGGACGGCCGUCUCCUUCGCAGUACCAGUGGUGGAGCCCGCCAGCAGCCGCCCGUCCGACUCGGGUCCGAGCGACGGGUGGGCCUCGGCGGCACGCGCUGGGGGCGUCUCCCUUGGUGCGACGGCCUUCGUCGUCGCCGGCCAUGUCCUGGCCUAUGCCAAGUGCGGGGAGGGCGCCGCCGAGCAGGAGCUGAUGGCGUGCACACACUGCGGGGCGUACGCGCGGCUGGGCGGGCGCUCAGGCGCGGCGCCCAAGCUCAAGGAGCAGUGCCCAGGGUCUGCUGGGCUUCCCAAGGGCAGGCGAGACCAGAAGGCGCGCUGGCUGCAGGGGCGGCAUCCUGCUGGCACGCCCCACAGCGGCAGCAAGCGGGUCGGUGCGUCUGUGCCCAGCUUGCGCAAGGAGGACGUGGUGCCGAUGGCCGCUAGGGUGCGCUUCCUGCAGUGGCUAGGGGUCCGCCCCGAUGAUGCACCUGGCGGCGCGGCCGCCGACGCCUGCCGCGGGCCCCCCAGCGGCGCGGCGGCCGCAGGUGAGGCGGAGGCUGAGCCUUUUGUGCCAGACCCCUCGGGGGCCUCGAGGGAGGCUUGGCUUAGCGCCUACGGGCUUGACGAGGCGAGCCUCCUCGAGUGGUCAGCAGCGGCAGAGUCGGCGCGCGAGGACAG
This is a messenger RNA of Prorocentrum cordatum, 6122 nucleotides long. Lineage: Eukaryota; Dinophyceae; Prorocentrales; Prorocentraceae. The record is from the annotation of a GenBank genome assembly.